AAUCACACAAGAUGUCAUACCAGGUCUAUUCUGUUCCUUGUUUGAGAUAGUGACAGAAGAGUAUGACAAUUCACAAUUUAUACAUAUUUUCCAAAAAUGGAACAUUAUUGUACUAUGCGGAAUGGAACAGGUUGAACAAAUCUGGAAUGACGAAAGGAGAAGAAGCAAAGUUAAUGUAUGGAAUGUUAUUUUCUAUAAAAUCAUUUGUAAGUAAAAUAUCACCAUUGGAUCCAAAAGAAGGAUUUUUGUACUAUAAAACUAGUAAAUAUACAUUACAUUACUUGGAAACUCCAUCUGGAUUAAAAUUUGUAUUGAAUACUGAUAAUGUUACACAAAAUGCUAGAGAACUGUUACAACAAUUAUAUAGAGAGGUAUAUUUAGAAUAUGUGGUGAAAAAUCCUUUAUGUCAAUUAAAUGAACCUAUUCAAAGUGAACUGUUUAAACUAAAAGUUGAUGAAUUAUUUAAAAAAUCUCCUUUAUUCUUAAGUAGAUCAAUAUAAAGUUUAAUAUUGAAUGUAAUUUAUAUUUAAAUAUAAAAAUGAUUAAUGAUGUUA
Molecule: messenger RNA, 554 nt
Organism: Frieseomelitta varia
Lineage: Eukaryota; Metazoa; Arthropoda; Insecta; Hymenoptera; Apidae
Gene: Bet5
Product: trafficking protein particle complex subunit 1
Exons: 3
Coding region: 63-500 (145 amino acids)
Biological process (GO): endoplasmic reticulum to Golgi vesicle-mediated transport
Cellular component (GO): TRAPP complex
Source: RefSeq, a predicted model, not a curated record